CCCUCUGCAGUGACUGAAGCCUCUUUUCAUUAUCAUUAUUAGUAUUAUUAUUCCAGCAUUAUUAUCACUACGCGCUGUAAACACGAAGAGCCGCAGGCGGCGUUGAGAGGAGAGCGCGCGUCACCGGCCGCUCGCCCGCAGCACCACGGACAGCGACCAUGACUCGGCUGCGCAGGAAGGCGCUCGUGGCUCUCUUCCUCUUCACGCUCUUCAUCUUCGGGGCCAUGAUGGGGCUCAGGACGCUGAAGCCGAGCGACGGCUUCUCGGACCUGGCCCCCGGGAUGGACUUCGUCGGGGAGCGAUCCGAAAGGAGGCGGCUGGACGCGAAAGGCGCGGCGGCGGCGGCGGCGGCGGCGGUGGCGUCGCCGGGCCACUUCCACACGGGCGGCAGUGACACCAAGGUGGUGUUCACCAAGUCGGACCGAGACUACAGCAUUUUCUACGACGUGCACAUCUUCUACUACCUGUGGUACGGCUCCCCCAGCAUGGACAACAAGUACAUCCACUGGGAUCACGUGCUGGUGCCCCAUUGGGACCCCAAGAUCGCCGCCAGUCAUGCCCAAGGAAGGCACACGCCUCCAGACGAUAUCGCCUCAAGUUUUUACCCCGAGCUGGGACCCUACAGCUCCAGGGACCCAAAGGUGCUGGAGUCACACAUGGCCCAGAUAGAGGCGGCUGCAGCAGGGGUGCUGGUGUUGUCCUGGUAUCCUCCCGGCAUGGCGGAGGACCACGGGGAGCCCACCGAGGACCUAGUUCCCGCUGUCAUGGACGCCGCCCACAGGCACAGCAUCAAGGUGGCCUUUCACAUGCAGCCAUACAAAGGGCGGACGGACCAGAGCAUGCAUGACAACAUCAAAUACAUCAUUGACAGGUACGGAGAGCACGGCGCCUUCUACCGAUUCAAAUCCGGCACGGGGCGAGUCCUGCCCCUGUUCUACGUCUACGACUCCUACCUGAUGGCGCCGGAGUCCUGGGCGGAGGUCCUGACCCUCAAAGGCUCCCGCAGCAUCAGGGGCACCCCUUACGACGGCGUCUUCGUCGCCCUCCUGGUGGAAGAGCGCCACAAACACGACAUCCUGGCCAGCGGCUUCGACGGCGUCUACACGUACUUCGCCUCCAACGGCUUCUCCUUCGGCUCGUCCCACCAGAACUGGAAGGCCAUCAAGGAGUUCUGCGACGUCAACAACCUGCUGUUCGUCCCCAGCGUCGGCCCCGGGUACGUGGACACGGCGGUGCGGCCCUGGAACAACCACAACACCAGGAACCGGGUCAACGGGCGCUACUACGACACGUCGCUGCAGGCCGCUCUGUCCGUGCGGCCGGAAAUCGUCGCCGUCACCUCCUUCAACCAAUGGCACGAGGGCACGCAGAUAGAGAAGGCCGUGCCCAAGAAAACGGUGACCCGCUUGUACCUGGACUACCAGCCCAACCUGGCGGACCACUACCUGCAGCUCACGCGCCAGUGGGCGGAGAACUUCAACAAGGAGAAGGACAAGUGGCUGAUGUGAGCGCGAGACGUCGAUCCGGACCCGGUCCACGCUCCGCCCCUUUACGAGCGCCCGUGAUGAGAGAAAUCCUCGAAAUGUUCCCUCCACCCUCGCUGUUUUUAACCACUGACAGGUCUCCGUGCAGGUUGGUGACGUAACGUCACAAUGGCGGCCGCGCGGCCGCGUUGUUUCCCGAGUACGACUGCGUUCGGCGCCCGUGCACAGCAGCUCUGCUCUGUCGCUUCUUAUUUCUUAUUUUCCUAAAAUGAAAGAAUGUUCUUUUCCCGUAUCUCUUUGAAGACAAAUUAAACUACGUGUCUGUUAUACUGUGAGUUGCUGGUGUCACUGCACGAGGAAGGCUGCGAUUUGAGUUUACGAUUUGAUUUGUUUUGGAGGUGGUGACAUAAUGAGAAGACGCGGUAGAAGUAGAGGCUGCGGCGAGCCGCUCCAGCUGGUAUGAAUGAUGGAUCCAUCAUGGCAACGUCCUUUUCAAUACGCGUGUCACGCUGACUUGCAAGCAUUUUGUUGAGUUUUAUGGAACCCCAGAAGGGAGGAGGUCUGGCACAGGCUGCAGGGCCGGAUGGGCCGUGCGAUGUCGCUGCAAGGAAUCGUGGGAGCGAGACUCCGUUAGGUGUCCGUUCCUCGAUACGACACGAAAACCUGCUAAAGGGAGCGCUGUUUAUCGUGUGUUAAUAGUGGUGAUGAGGAGAAAGACACAACCAAAGUCAUUACGUCAAAUAGGUCACCUAAACUUUAGUAAAUCAUUAUUUUACUGUCAGCAAAUGUUUAUAAUUUAUAUAUUAAUUAUUAUUAUUAUCACUUUGUGUAAUGUGAAUUGCUCAUAAAUGAUAUAUUGUAUCAGCACAACAAGGAUGAUAACAAUUAGAUAAAUAAUAGUUUAUUGUUGCACACAUGAUGUUUAUGUUUUAAAUAUGAUCUUUUAGGAGAUGUUUUACAAAUCAUCUGGUUAUAAUGUGUGCCACGAGCAACUGUUAAAUUACAUCAAUUAGAGCAUUACUAAUAAUCUGUACAUAUUAACAAAUUACCCUGUAUGUCAAAUUCUGUUCAGACGGCUUUGUUGCUAACAGAUGAAAAACCAACAACAGUGAAUUGAAUAAAAUGAAUGCAAAAGCACAAUAA
Molecule: messenger RNA, 2627 nt
Organism: Gasterosteus aculeatus aculeatus (three-spined stickleback)
Lineage: Eukaryota; Metazoa; Chordata; Actinopteri; Perciformes; Gasterosteidae
Gene: maneal
Product: mannosidase endo-alpha like
Molecular function (GO): alpha-mannosidase activity
Source: RefSeq, a predicted model, not a curated record